UCCACCUUAAGAGGGGUAGUUGGAGCUGUCGGGCUGAGCAGGGAAGUGCUCAGACCAGCAGAGACAGCAGCUGCCAGUGAAGACGUUCACCAUCCAGAGCAACAUAGCAAGAAGGCUUGGGGGAACUUGCUCCCCCCCAGCAGCCCUUUCUUCCCACCCCCACCCCCACCCCAGGGAGGCAGAGAGUGGAGCCUGACCCUCCUGGAUUAUUGGGGCCAAGAGCACAGCUGGCUUGCUGGCUUGUUUCAGAGGAGAGAAGACAAUGAAGUAGAGUUCAUCGCUUGGCUUCUCUGAAGUUUGUCCUCAUGGAGUCACUCAUGUCAUGGUCAUAAAGAUGGCUGUGAAACAAGAGACCUCAGCACUAGCCCUGGAGGUGAUGUGAAGUAUGCACCUUGCUUCCUGUGACAUUGUGGACAUGGAACUACAGAAAUGAACCCAGACGGCUCCUAGCUCCAAAGAUAACCCCUUGGCGUGGAUCUCUAUUCCCCCUUUAUUGUGGACUUGGUCUUCCCAAGGGCUCACCUGAAAAAUGAGUGAUGGUGUGUGGAUCUCCCUCAGUCCGACAGAGUUUGCUCAACUCCAGCAAUACACUGAUUAUUCUAGUAAGAAACUCAAGGAUGUCUUGGAAGAGUUCCACGGGGAUGGAGUCCUCUCCAAGUAUAACCCAGAACAGCCCAUCGACUAUGAGGGCUUCUGGCUCUUCAUGAAGACGUACCUGGAGGUGGAUAUCCCAGAGGAGCUUUGCCAGCACCUUUUCAUGUCCUUCAAACGCAAGGUCUGCCAGUAUUCCCCAGAGCCGCAGCAGCAAAGUUCUAGUGUGUCUCAGCUCAAUGCACUCGAGUCAAAGUCCAUCGAUACGGGCAUCUCCAUUCAGACCGAAGUGGCCUGCGCCCCUGUCACAGGGAUGAAUGGGAAAACUCUCUUAAGUGCCUUGGGAAGACACACUCCGGAGUCCAGGAGCUCCCAAGCUAAUCUGACAGACCAGCCACCAGCCACUCUGACCCCUGUGCCUAUUGCCAACAACAGUGCCAUUGGGAACGCCUCUCCCAGCUGGUCCAGGUCAUCCUCUCAGAAAUCCACUGCCGGCACCCCUUCUGCCCACAACUCCUCAGGGUCUUCAAAGAUCUCCUCUGGGUCUCUGCUCAACCCACAAUCUCCAGGCACAAGGAGCUUGGAGAAGAGGUUACCUUUCAGCCUCCGAAAGACUCACAACUCUUUGAAAACGGCCAACGCACACCCGCCAGCCCCAGUGGCUCCUGUAGUGUACUUGAAGGACAUUGUCUGUUACCUGUCGCUGCUGGAAAGGGGGCGGGCUGAGGAUAAGCUGGAGUUUAUGUUUCGCCUGUAUGACACGGAUGGCAACGGCCUUCUGGACAACUCGGAGCUGGAUCGUAUCAUAAAUCAGAUGGUGCACGUAGCAGAAUACCUGGAGUGGGACUCAACAGAGUUAAAACCAAUUUUGAAGGAGAUGAUGGAGGAAAUUGACUAUGAUCAUGAUGGGACUGUGACACUGGAAGAGUGGAUCCGGGGUGGAAUGACCACCAUCCCCCUGCUGGUCUUGUUGGGGAUGGAGACGAAUGUGAAGGAUGAUGGGCAGCAUGCCUGGAGACUGAAGCACUUCAAGAAACCUGCCUACUGCAACUUCUGCCGCACCAUGCUCCUGGGAGUCCGGAAGCAGGGCCUGUGCUGUUCCUUUUGUAAAUAUACUGUCCAUGAAAGGUGCGUGUCCAAAGAAAUCGCCUCCUGCAUCAGCACUUAUGUGAAAUCCAAGAGAAACACAAAUGUGAUGCAGCACACAUGGAUUGAGGGCAACUCCCCAGUCAAGUGUGACCGGUGCCACAAAAGUAUCAAAUGCUACCAGGGUAUUACCGGGUUACACUGUGUAUGGUGCCAAAUCACACUUCAUAACAAAUGUGCCUCUCAUGUGAAGCCAGAGUGUGAUGGAGGGCAGCUCAAGGACCACAUCUUGCUGCCUUCCUACAUCUGCCCAGUUGUUCUGGAAAGACAGCCCCAUUCAAGGAAAUCAGACAGCGAUUCUCCUGCCAGCACCAGUCCAGAUGAUGCUAACCAGACCUUCAAGUUCAAUUCUACCACUGUGGAUGGGCAAGGCUUGCAGAUCAGCCCCCAGCCUGGGACACACCCGCUGCUGGUCUUUGUGAACCCCAAGAGUGGAGGGAGACAGGGAGAGAGAGUUCUUCGGAAAUUCCAUUAUCUGCUCAACCCCAGACAAGUGUACAACCUGGACCGAGGGGGACCAACUCCUGGAUUGAAUUUUUUCCACGACACCCCAGACUUUCGUGUUUUGGCCUGUGGAGGGGAUGGGACGGUCGGAUGGAUCCUGGACUGCAUAGACAAAGUGAACCUACCGAAGCACCCGCCUGUGGCCAUCCUACCACUGGGAACUGGCAACGACCUCGCGAGGUGUCUGCGCUGGGGAGGAGGUUAUGAAGGUGGUAAUUUGAUGAAGGUCCUGAAGGACAUUGAGCAUAGCACCGAGAUCAUGCUGGACCGGUGGCGAAUUGAUGUGAUCCCCAACAACAAGGAGGAGAAUGGGGACCCUGUCCCAUACAGCAUCAUCAACAACUAUUUCUCCAUUGGAGUGGAUGCAUCCAUCGCACAUAGAUUCCACAUGAUGAGAGAAAAGCAUCCUGAGAAAUUCAACAGCAGGAUGAAGAACAAGCUGUGGUACUUUGAAUUUGGCACAACGGAAACCUUCGCUGCCACCUGCAAGAAGCUCCAUGACUAUGUGGAGAUCGAGUGUGAUGGAACGCUGCUGGACCUGAGCAACACCUCGCUGGAGGGCAUUGCGGUCCUCAACAUUCCCAGCAUGUACGGGGGCUCCAACCUGUGGGGAGAGACCAAGAAACAGCGCAGCUACAACCGGAUGAGCAAGAAAGUACCUGAGAAGCUGCAUUCCACUGUGGUCACCGAUGCCAAGGAACUCAAGUUCUGCGUCCAAGACCUCAGUGACCAGCUCCUGGAAGUGGUGGGUCUCGAGGGGGCAAUGGAGAUGGGGCAGAUCUACACUGGACUGAAGAGUGCUGGCAAGAGACUGGCUCAGUGUUCUUCCGUCACCGUCAGGACAACUAAGCUGCUGCCCAUGCAGGUGGAUGGGGAGCCCUGGAUGCAGCCGCCCUGCACCAUAAAAAUCACCCACAAAAGCCAAGUGCCAAUGUUGCUGGGCCCUCCCCAGAAGAGCAGCUUCUUCUUUCUGAGGAGAAGAAACCGAACUCGAGACUAAUGUGUACCCGAGCAGAGAACUCCAGUUUUGAAGCCAUGAUUCUGCAUCCUGAUGACAACCGUCGCAACAAAACCCGGUGGAUUGGAAACCUUCAUCUCUCCUGAUUUCCUUACGUCUCUUUCUUCUGUGGAAACCUCAGAUCAGAGGCAGCAUCUUGAACACUUGAUGGGAAACAACAUUGCCGGUCGCAGGAUGCGACCACUGGAAAUGGGACGUGGUCUGCAGUUUUACACACUUGCGCACACGUACACGCACACACUCACAACACUGCAGGCAGGCAGAGCAUGGGUGGUUUAAAAAGACAUUUUUCUCAACGUUGCUGAAACUGAGGAGGGGAAAUAAAAUCUCUGGGACCCACAGAAAAGAUUUGUCCAUGGCAAAGCUUGGGAUCUUUCAAGACGAUGCUCAGUGAAUGUCACUGUUCAGCUGGGCCCAAAGUGAACAAACAAAGGCAGCUUGCAACUGGUGAAGUAUAAUAUCUGGCAUGGCACUGCAAAGGAGAGUUGGCUUCUGUCCUUUUAUUUAAAUAACUUACCCCCUACCAAGGCACAGAAGGAACAUGGAAGCCAGGCUUCACUUAUUUAUUUUUUAGUCCUGUCAGAUGACGCUGUGUUUGGCUGCACUGUCCCUGUGGUCACCGAAUCCUACACGUUCAAAAGGCUAUUUAUUUUCUUAGCGUAGAGAACACUGAGGAGAGGAGCUGGGAGGCUGGCCGUCGUCUCUCAAACAGUUGUAAUAACAUGCUUUCAACCCCCUCGACUAGCUUUUCUUUGAAAAAACAGAAGCGAGGUUGUUAUUCAGAGGCAAGCGAUCCUUGGAAAGAGGGAGCCAGAAGGGAUGGGGGCGGCUGCAAAAGAGAGAGACCUUUCUUUGGGUACAGAAAACAAACUCAGGGUAAACUGAGUGUCUCUGCUUGGGAUGUGUAAUGACUCGAACCUGGUCCUUUCAGCACAGCUGCCAGCCUCUGUGGGACCCUGAAUCUUUGAGUCCAAUUUUGGACCCCAAAUCUGUGUUUUUAUUUAUAUAUUUAUUUAACAAAUGCCUUUCUUGCUUUUUUUUUUUUUUUUUUUAAAAGAAAGAGUUCGACCAGAAUGAAAUUUCUCCCUUCUUGUUGGCUGUUCUGAGUAAGGAGAAAACCCAGCUGCCCUUUCAUGAGAUUUGAUUUAGUUCACUGACACCCAGCCCGAGACAGAUUUUGGAUGGAACGUGGUUACCUCCAUGUGCAGGAUCAUCACAACCAGCAGCGGGCGCCUGAAUGGCUUUAGAAGGUGCAUGGGGCCUGGGGAUGAAAGCAAAGCAAGCCCAGAGCUAGCCUGGCAGAGAGCUGUGUUUGCUUUCUAAAGCCCGACUUUGCAGGAGAGAAAUGUAAUGAGUUCACUCCAAAGGGAGCCAAGCAACCCAAAGUUGGGUGCGUGUGAUUCUGACACAGGAGCUACCUGUUUCUACACCUCCCAGCUCUGGAGAUCUGCUGCCAAGUCUUAGUUUUUCACUGUUAGUCUUCUUCUGCUCCAUGGUGGGGUUGGAAGGUAGGCAGAGUACUGCCGGGCAGAGCUGUGGGGGGGAAGCUUCCUCAAAAUCUGACUGUCCUGCUCUCGCUAGCCCACAGACAAGUAAGGGCAGACACUCGGGCACAGCCAGGAGAGAACUGGUAGUGCCCAGUGAAAGCAUGUGGGCCUCCCAUUCUUCUCCAAGUGUUUCUUGGCCAUAGGACAACAUCAGGCUCUGUCUGACUAUGCUGCGACUCACAGCUCUGCAGCAUGUGUCUGGCAUUGGUUCUAGCCAUUACAUUGUGGGACAGUGCCAGCAAGGGGCUUGUGUUACCACAGCUCCAGGAAAGAGCAGGGAGAGCCACUUGCUGCUGGGAGCCGGGAUACCACACUUGUCACUGGUGUGCAAGGGUCUUCCUUACUUGCCCCUGCACGGAGUAGCUAAGUGGAAUCUUCCUCUUCCUUAAAAUUGUGGGAAAGGGCAAAAGCCAUCAAUCCUGAGGCGUGUCCCUGUCCCAGCCAAGAACAUGGGAAGAGGAGGAGUUCCUGCCUAGGGAAAACACUUUAAAUAAGCUAGGAAAUCAGGAAGGCACCACUGGGCGUUGCAUGAAUCCAUCUGCAUGGUUACAGAGAGAUGCACUGCAGUAGCUGGCCAGGGAGUUCUCUGCCUCUUCUGGGAAGUGGUGUUU
Molecule: messenger RNA, 5417 nt
Organism: Gavialis gangeticus (Gharial)
Lineage: Eukaryota; Metazoa; Chordata; Crocodylia; Gavialidae
Product: diacylglycerol kinase beta-like
Exons: 26
Coding region: 530-3241 (903 amino acids)
Biological process (GO): intracellular signal transduction; lipid phosphorylation; diacylglycerol metabolic process
Cellular component (GO): plasma membrane
Molecular function (GO): ATP-dependent diacylglycerol kinase activity; calcium ion binding
Source: RefSeq, a predicted model, not a curated record